AUGCGCAAAUCAGAAUCGCCCAUAGUGCCGCCGCCCAAUGACGUAACACCUUACUAUUCGGUACAAAGUGUCGAUUCGCGCACGGAUAGAUCAGAUCCACGGAUAUUUCUAUCCGCUCUACCGCCAACACCACAACCUUCACCAGUGCAAUACACCAUCAAAAGAAACCAAGCAUCAGCUUCAACUAGCACAGAAACACCUGCAAAGCCAAUUACUGCAGAAUUUGCCGCACAGACAUCUAGUGUUGAAGAAUUUAAGCAGCCAGGCACAGAGUUUGGCAUGCAAACAUCGGCAAGUCUUGCUGAGGGUGAUAAAUCGAACCAGACUAACAACGAGCAGGAAGACAUGAGUGUACCCACACCCGCAAAAACUGUUAAAUACAGUACAGUAGACGAAGCUGAGAGUAAUAUCACUGAAGCAUCAGCUGAUCGCGCUGAAACGCAUUCAUCGGCAAGCCAAUUUCAUGUAUAUGAUAGAGAGCCAGACUCCGCCGCGGAGGCUGGACGAGUCAAAAAGUUAAAGAAACUACGGCAUAAAACAUCCACGCCAUCUAGUAUUGAGUCCUCGUUUAUAAGUACUCAUCGAUUUUCAGCACAACCUAAUGAUGCAUGGAAAGAAUCAAAUGAGGAGGCCAGCCUUGAGAGUCAGGCUUACAAAUACUUUGCUGAUGACCCCAGUGCAAAUAGAUAUGACAAACGAACGAGAGGUAGUGAACCGCCAUUAACCAACCGAAAUGAUCCGAACGAAAUGCCAAUGCAAGGCUGGGAUGAGUUAAAUCAACCAAAGCUAAGUGUUGGGAGCGUCAAGCGCGCUGGCAGUUCUUCAUCAUUAUCGAGUGAACCGUAUUUAGAGGCUGGUUUCCCCACCAACUUGGAACUAGGCGAUGGAUUUCUCUAUAUGACAAUACCACCGGAUGGCGGCUAUGGCUGGUUUAUUGUGCUUAUCUCCUUUUUCUGUCAGGUCAUAGUGGAUGGCAUAAUUUUCUCUGUCGGCAUAUUACUGCCCUACAUUGCCGAAGAUCUGGGCGAGACACAGACUGCUAUCGUGCUUGUGGCUUCAAUACAAGUUGGUUGCUAUUUUCUUGCAGGUCCGGUGGCUAGCGCAUUUAUCAAUAAGUACGGCUUUCGCGUGGUGGCUUUGCUGGGUGCCAUCUGUUCAAUUGUUUUCAUAUUGAUCGGUACCUGCAGUUAUAACAUGGCAAUGUUGAUAGUGUUCUACAGCGUGCUCGGUGGUCCAUCGCUUAGCUUAAUUUGGGUUUCCUCACAACUCAUCAUCGGCUAUUAUUUCGAACGAUAUCGUCCCAUUGCCAACGGUGUCUCGUGCGCGGGUGCUGGUGCUGGCAUCUUGAUAUUCUCCUUUAUGAAUGCGCAAAUUUGUCCGGAAAUUGGUUGGCGUAAUACGUCGCGUAUACAUACGGCAAUGCUGUUGCUUGUUCUCAUAAUGGGUAUCACAUUUAUUGAGGUUACGCCGACGCGUAUCGCAACGGUGAAGAAAGACGAAAAGUCGUCUUCUUCAAGUGAGGAAAUAAUGUCAGUGCCCUUUAGCCAGAUACGUUACUCACGGUAUCAGCAGUCGGUCACUGUAAAACCAACAUCUUACGAAAGGGGUCUGGAGCAGAUGGUUGAGGAGUAUGAUCCAGAAAGGGUUACAAAAAUAGAAAAACUCUGUCCCUGCUGCUUUCCAACACGACCAAAGACGCGUAGAAAAACCGCUGAAACCUUACCCAGUAUUGCAGAAGAACCAGAUGUGGAGCCCGAUGCAGAACAAGAAGCUGAAAAACGGCAUUUCCUAGUACGUAUAGAUCCCAUCGAACGAGAAGACCUCUUUUAUACAGGUGCUGCUGCUUACGAUAGUGACCCCGAAGUAAAUACGCGGCGCACAACCAAUCAUUUAAUCGAUAUAGAUCAUCGGCGGGCCAGAACCAUCAAUUAUUCGCUAUCGGUUACACGCUCGCAGCGUUCAUACCAACAGGCGAAACGGCGUACACUUUCCGAACUGCGAAAUCGUCAUAAAUGGCCUUUUUUGGCUUACAUAUCACCGACUAAUUGGAUGCCACCGAAGUUGCUGAAUGCAUUUGCCCGGCUUUUCGACAUGAAUAUGCUGAAGAUUAUGGAAUUUCGCAUACUACUAUUGUCGGCCUUCUUCUUUCCAAUGGGCUUCAAUAUACCCUUUGUGUACUCGAAGACGCGUGCGGAAGUGGAUCCCUUCAAUGCGAGCCUCAUUUCACCCACCAUUGGUUUGUCCAAUUUUGUCUUUCGCAUUUUAUCCGGCUUUGCUGCCAAUAAAUAUCGCUCACAGACCACUUUUUUGUGUGGUGGUGGUAUUGUCUUCGGCGGCGUAGCGACAUUGGCGAGCGCCUUUUAUGGCGAAGAUGUUGUCUGGUUUCAAUAUACAUAUGCCGCUUGUUAUGGUGUGGCGCCAGCCUUCUUCUCCACGCUGCGCGCCAUCAUUUAUGUGCGUGCUUUAGGUUUGGAUAAGCUCACUAAUGCAUUUGGUCUCACCGGUUUGGCUAUGGGUUUGGGUGUAUUUCUGGGUACCACCACCGCUGCGAUACUGAACGGCGUGACGCACCGUUAUAACGCCGCUUUUGCAUUCUCGGGCUUCUGCUUGAUUACGGCGGGUGUGCUGAAAUUGAUUUUGCCGUCUUUGAUGCGAUACAGAGCGAAACGCUUAAAUAAUUCUUAA
Messenger RNA from Bactrocera neohumeralis, 2685 nucleotides. RefSeq lists its product as uncharacterized. The transcript has 10 exons. Gene Ontology annotation, molecular function: monocarboxylic acid transmembrane transporter activity. The coding region runs from base 1 to 2685 and encodes 894 amino acids. Gene Ontology annotation, biological process: transmembrane transport; monocarboxylic acid transport. The record is from RefSeq and is a predicted model, not a curated record. NCBI's taxonomy places the organism in Eukaryota, Metazoa, Arthropoda, Insecta, Diptera, Tephritidae.